This is a messenger RNA of Balaenoptera acutorostrata (minke whale), 265 nucleotides long. Its product is annotated as bolA-like protein 2. Lineage: Eukaryota; Metazoa; Chordata; Mammalia; Artiodactyla; Balaenopteridae. The transcript has a single exon. Gene Ontology annotation, biological process: intracellular iron ion homeostasis. Gene Ontology annotation, cellular component: cytosol; nucleus. Gene Ontology annotation, molecular function: 2 iron, 2 sulfur cluster binding. Bases 38 to 265 code for a protein of 75 amino acids. The record is from RefSeq and is a predicted model, not a curated record.
GUCCCCGCUGGGCUGUCGCCCCUGUUGGGCUGCCACAAUGGAACUCAGCGCCGAGUAUCUCCGGGAGAAGCUGCAGCGGGACCUGGAGGCGGAACACGUGGAAGUGGAGGACACGACUCCCAACCGUUGCACAUCCAGCUUCCGAGUCCUAGUGGUGUCGGCCAAGUUUGAGGGAAAGCCGCUGCUUCAGAGACACCGGCUUGUGAACAGUUGCCUAGCAGAAGAGCUCCUGCACAUCCAUGUGCCUGCACACCGCAACGAGUAG